CAAUCAUCGAGUGAUUGAAUGGUGUAUUGAAUGACAUGUUUAGCGGCUUUUCACUGAAUUUAGUAUUAAAAUGAAUUUAAUGUUGAAUUUGAAUGCAAUUAAUAAAUAUAUUUAUCACAACCUUUUGAUCUGUUUGGCAAUUAUAUCACAUGUCUGUCCCAAUGAAUGGGAGGACAAAGGUAUUUACCCUAAGAAAGAGCACUCUCUCGUCAAACCAUAUCAGGGAACUGGUAUGACGAUCCCCUCGUGGGACUUCUCGGGCUCAACGAUGGUGACGACCAGCUUUAUUAGGAUAACCCCCGACCAACAGUCCCGGAUGGGAGGCCUUUGGAAUAAAAUUGUAUGACAU
Molecule: messenger RNA, 349 nt
Organism: Oppiella nova
Lineage: Eukaryota; Metazoa; Arthropoda; Arachnida; Sarcoptiformes; Oppiidae
Source: the annotation of a GenBank genome assembly